GUUUUCUUGUGACUGAAAAUCUAAAGAUUAGAGCAAUCAAUAGUAUGAUCAGACUAGCGAUUCCAGAAUCAAUAUUCUCGGAAAUAUCAAAAUUGAGAAAAAUUUUUAAAUUUACUGUGAUUGUUAUAGAAAAUGAAAAUAUUAGUUUAGAAAAUUUUCUUGUAGAAAUACGAGAUUUAAACAUUACUUUAAAUUAUUUUCAGGAGAUUAAUAAAGAUAACUUUUUGACUUUACUUACCGCUAUCAUAAAAAAAAAAAAGAGUGCCGAGUCAAAUUAUGUUAGUCAUAGACCAGGUAAUGAAUUAAAUGAUUUAUUAUGCCAAUUCGUUUCAUCAGCGAUAGAAUUCUUAAAGAUGCCAAUUCGUUUAAUCGGUGAUAGCAUUCUCAAAGAUGCUAAUUCCUUUCUCAAAGAUUCUAUUCGUUUUCAUCGGUGUAGCAUUCUUAAAGAAGCUAUUAGUUUUCUUGAAGAUGCUAUUCUAGACUGGAAGCAAGGGUUAAAAGAUUCUGAUCUGCUUAUUUGCGAUCAAAUCCGUAACUCGAUUAAGAACACAACCAAAGAAAAAGUAGAUUGGAAUGACCUAAAAGAGAAAUAUUUAAGUCAGCAGGAUAAAGAAAAUUUUAUUAAAAAGUUUCAAGAAGACUGGUUAAUCAAAAGAGAUUCUACGGUUGCAAAAAAUCAAAAAUGUUCAGUUGAUGUUGUAGUUCUUGAAAGAACAAAUUAUCAACGAUUCAAUGAACUUCAUGAAACCAUUGGAAAAAAAAUCUUAUUACUUCCUAUGCCAACAUCUUUUUUCACCGCUCAUGAUAAAGGAAGUAAGAUUCAUUCUGAUGAACUUCCAACCCAGUUACAAAAAUUGCAAUAUUCGUCAAACGUCGUAGAUCAAUAUGAAAUUUGUCGUUUUUACAAUUCGGAAUCAGUCAUCGUACCAGAUGGUCUUCGUAAAAAUUAUCCAAAAGAUAUUGACUUUGAUCAGCUACCGAAUCGAAAUAAUAGAGCAAGAAAUCCGAUUGUAGUUAUGGGAAGAUUUCAGACAUUUUUACCUGGCUACUACGGUUCUAGAGGUGCAAGUGUUAUCUUUAAGACUCUCAUUUCUCUUUUCAUUGAUUUAAAGAAAUUAUCAUCAGAUAUGACAUUUCCUCAAAAACCUUUGGAUUAUCUUACCGAAGUUCUGGUACCUGAAACUGCUAUCAGGUUAAUAGCCGAUGAUCGAAAUAUUACACUAGAUGAAGCAGCAAAGGUGAUGGCAGACAGUGUAGAUUUUGGAUUGUAUAUUCAUGAUGUAGAGGAUGAUGAUAUGGAA
This is a messenger RNA of Racocetra persica, 1301 nucleotides long. Lineage: Eukaryota; Fungi; Glomeromycota; Glomeromycetes; Diversisporales; Gigasporaceae. The record is from the annotation of a GenBank genome assembly.